Messenger RNA from Paramecium tetraurelia, 680 nucleotides. RefSeq lists its product as uncharacterized. NCBI's taxonomy places the organism in Eukaryota, Ciliophora, Oligohymenophorea, Peniculida, Parameciidae. The record is from RefSeq and is a predicted model, not a curated record. Gene Ontology annotation, biological process: retrograde vesicle-mediated transport, Golgi to endoplasmic reticulum; intracellular protein transport; intra-Golgi vesicle-mediated transport. Gene Ontology annotation, cellular component: COPI vesicle coat. The transcript is spliced from 3 exons.
AUGAGUUAAUUAUCUACUUCUUUAUCUAAAAUAUUUGGAAUAAUAUUCGUAAGAUCAUAGGAUGGUACAAGACUGUACUCGAAAUACUACCCAUAGUUGUUUCCAAAGAAUUUAUUAAGAGUGCCAGAGGGUGUGCUUACAAAUAUUGACGUGUAAAAAUAAUUCGAACAUAAUGUAUGGGAGAAGGGAAAGAGAGUUGGAGCUCGUUUGACUAAGGGAAGUGAAACUGAGAUAUUUCAAUAUUGCUAGUUUAACAUUGUAAUGAAGGCAUUUAAUGAAGUACACUUGUUUGUGUUGGGUGACUUUGAGGAAAAUGAGAUCAUAUUGUCAUAAGUUAUAAAUGGAAUCUAUGAGUCAUUGAAUCACAUAACAAAGGAUCAUAUCAAUAAGAAAACCUUAUUAGAGAACUUUGAUCAAGUCAUAAUAAUAAUUGAUGAGAUUUGUGAUCAGGGAAUAAUCAUUACAAUAGAUCCAUCAGUGAUCAUAGCCAGAGCAACCAUGAGAGAUACUGAAGCCAUAAACUUGGAAAAACAAGAAAGCACUAGUAUAUAAGGAGGAGCAUUUUCUUCAGUAUUCGCAUCUGCCAAGAGGACUUUUGCUUAGCAAUUUAUGGGAUCUGGUUGAAUGUUAUUAAAUUUCUAAUAUUAUGUGAAUAGAAAAUAAAUGAUGUUGUUUAUUAA